Molecule: messenger RNA, 897 nt
Organism: Hirsutella rhossiliensis
Lineage: Eukaryota; Fungi; Ascomycota; Sordariomycetes; Hypocreales; Ophiocordycipitaceae
Product: RTA1 like protein
Exons: 2
Coding region: 1-897 (298 amino acids)
Cellular component (GO): membrane
Source: RefSeq, a predicted model, not a curated record
AUGGCGCAAUUGAAACCCUUUCGCGGCAACUUUUAUCUCUGGGACUAUGUCCCGUCAAAACCAGCGGCCAUACUACUGGCGAUUCUCUUUGGGCUUGCGACGCUCGUCGUUGUGUGGCGCAUGGUUCGGACGCGGACGCUCUUCAGCAUUGCUUUCGCCCUCGGUGGUCUUUUUGAGAUUGCAGGAUACGGCGCCAGAGCCGUGGCCGAGGACAAGACGGACCAGCUGGGACCGUACGUUGUGCAAAGCAUCCUCAUUCUCGUCGCCCCGGCCCUCUACGCGGCAUCCAUCUACAUGACUCUGGGCCGGCUGAUGCGAAGCGUUCAAGGGGAGCGGCACUCACUCGUGCCCGUGCGAUGGCUCACGCGGGCGUUUGUGGCCGGGGACGUGCUGUCGUUCCUCAUGCAGGGCUCUGGCGGCGGGCUCAUGGGGAUGGGCAACUUUAGCCAGGAGACGGCGCAGAACAUCAUUCUCGGCGGGCUGGUUGUGCAGGUUGUCAUGUUCGGCCUCUUCGCCAUCACGGCUGUCGUCUUCGACGUGCGGAUCCGGCGCUGGCCGACGGGCGGCUCGCUCGAGGGAGGCGGGCAGCGGUGGAUGCGCGCCAUGCUGAUGCUGUACGCCACGACGGCGCUCAUCCUCGUCAGGUGCGUCGUCCGCGUCGUCGAGUACGUCAUGGGCAAGGACGGAUACCUGCUGCGCUACGAGUGGACGCUGUACGUGUUUGACGCGGUGCCGAUGCUGGCCGUGACGGUUGUCUACGGGUGGGUGUACCCCGGGGAGCUGACGGCGGCGAACACCAAGGCGUGGCCGCGUGAGCAGGCGAGCUCUCUAUCUGGCCACGAGGGGAUGGGGCUGGCCGAUGGGUUGCGGACGCGUGGCGGCGGUCAUGAGAAGUGA